UUCCUGACACACACCUUUCCUCACACGCGUCCUCAACCCGACGCCAUGAGCAAAAUUAAAAAGGGUUUUAAAUGGUUCGGGAGCCUCAGCAGCCUCUCCUCCCGCCGCUCUCCAGAGAAAAGCAACAACAAAGCAGCCUCUCAGUCUGAUGGGAGUCUCUGCGGAGCCAGGCAGCCGGCGGCAGCAGCGGCAGUGCUGGAGGAGACGCAGUCAGUGGACGACAUGCAGUCCGGCCUCCGCUGCCCCGGCUACGCCCGCUCCAGCGACAUGUACACCCAUGUGGGGACGGUUCCCCGCGGCGAGAAGCAGAAGAAGAGCCUGAAGGCUGCGGGGAGCCUGAACCCGGGAGAGCAUGUCCGAGACUCCCCGCUGCUCGGUGCUCUGUCCAGCCUCAGCCUGACAGACCCGGAGCGGGAGCGGCCGCUGCCCGCCGCGCCCUGCCGGGUCUCACCUUUGACCCCAGCACCUGCCGGCUGCCCGUCAGAUGAGCCCGUUACUCAGCGCGAGGCCCAGCAAUUCAACAUGGCUUCAAAGCAGGACGUUUAUGUUCCAAUGGACCCGAUUUCUGAAAGAGCGCGCAGCCACGGCGACCCGACGGCCUGGAGACAGGAAACCACCCAGGCUCCACAGGAAGUGGAGGCUGGCGGCAGGUUAAAAAAAGUGACAGAUUGCAGUGGAGAAUAUGUGAAAUUCUCCAAGGAGAAGUUCUGGUUGGAGCCGCCAUCGGAAAACCUGAGGAAGCAGCUGGAGGAGGAACUGAGGCUGAGUGGCACCUACCUGAAGAGCCACGCCUGGUACCACGGUCCGAUACCCUGGGAGGUGUCGGAGAGCUUGGUGGUGAAUGAAGGUGAUUUCCUCCUCAGAGACUCCCGGUCCAGUCAGGGCGGCUUCGUCCUCACCUGCCGCUGGGAACAGGAAGUCCUUCACUUCCUCAUCAGGAAGAUGGUGGUCCAGUCCGGGGAGUCGUACAGCUGGACCCAGUACAGCCUGGAAGGAGAGGCCUUUGAUUCGGUCCCGGCCCUCGUUCACUACUACGUGGGCAGCCAGGCGGCUCUGACGCUGUGGAGCAGAGCUCAGAUUAACCGGCCGGUGAACAGGACGCUGCCUCUCAGCUUCCUGGAAAAGGCCUUCAGCGCCUCGUCCAACCAGAGAGACCUGAAGGGAGAGGAGCGGGUCUGUCCGAUCAGCCCAUCAGCCGUUCAGCCCGGUACUGGAUCUGACUGGAAACAGGACGGCCGGGCGCUGAAUCCUGCUGCACAUCCUCCUCACAGUCACAACUCUCCGUCCAGGAGCCUCAGUUGUAGCCGGGCCCCCAGUGUCCCAUCGUCUCCGUCCCUAUCAAACCCAUCAGACUCCCCCCUGCUGGGACAGCGGCUCCAUGCUCCCGGCUCUGACCCGCCGCUGGACUCGGCCUCCUCCUACAGAGACGGCUUCUCCGAGCUGCAGCCUCAGAGCUACGUGGACCGGCUGCAGGCCGAGGAAGCCCCGCCCACUGCCCACUCUCUGGGUUCGGAGGAUGGGGACGUCUUCUUCUCUCCGGUAGUGGAGACGGCUUCCUGUUUCAGACCCGGCAGGUACCACUCAGCGCUGAUGCCGCAGGAGAACAAGCCCCUGGAGGUGGGCAUCCUGCGCAGGGUGAAGGAGCUGCUGGCUGAGGUCGACCCCAGGACGGCGGCCAGACACAUCACCAGGACCGACUGCACGGUGGCGAGAAUUUUAGAGGUGAGUACAGAGAUGAAAAGAAAGAUGGGAGUGAGUUCAGGAAUGGAGCUGCUGACGCUGCCGCAUGGACAGCAGCUGAGACUGGACCUGCUGGAGAGGUUUCAGACCAUGGCCACCAUGUUGGCCGUCAACGUGUUGGGAUGCACGGGAACGACGGAGGAGCGGGCCGCCCUGCUGCACAAAGUCAUCCAGAUCGCAGCCGAGCUGAAGACCACCACAGGCGACAUGUUCGGCUUCGCCGCCGUCAUGAGAGCGCUGGAGCUGCCGCAGGUGUCUCGUCUAGAGCAGACUUGGAUGACGUUACGGCAGCGACACACAGAGGGCGCCAUUCUCUACGAGAAAACGCUGCGGCCGUUUCUGAGGAGCCUGAAUGAUGGACGAGAAAGCUGUCCGCUGUCCAGCACCACCUUCCCCCACGUCCUGCCCCUCCUCACCCUGCUGGAGAAGAGCUCUGCGGUGGGCGAGGGGACGGAGACGUGGGAGACGGCGGAGGUCGGCGUGGAGGUGGUCAUGCUCCACCUGACGGCGGCGAGAACUAUCGCUCAGCUGGGCGGGAUCUAUCACUCCAACGCUAAGAGCAAAUUAAAGGGUUUCCAGGAGCAGGCCGAGGUCAGGGAGAUCUUCCUCACCGACUUCCAGAUGAGGCUGCUGUGGGGGAGCAGGGGAGCCGAGGAGAACCAGGUCCUCAGAUACUCCAAGUUCGACCAGGUUCUGACCGCUUUGUCCAACCGGCUGGAACCGCCAAUCAGACGACACUGAUCCCAAACACGUUUAACUGAUCAGCUGGUGGAUUCUCUGACAUCCGUUCAAAUCACUUUAAAGUGUAACUAACCCUCUGUGAAACCAUAAACACGCUUCCUGACAACUGCAGAAAAUUUUGAGAGGAUCUUGAUGUGGGCAUUUCUAAAGAGCUAAUUUGAUUGACUAGUUUGAAAAGUUCAAGAAGAAAACAAGAAGUUGAUGUGACAAUUUAUUGUAGAAACAGUAUUUUUUUAAAUGUUGUUUUAAAAUAUACUUUUUGUUUUUAACUACUUAUAUCAGUUUUAUGUUACUUCAGUAACCAAAAUGGAUUUUUUGUUGUCUUAUUUUGGUUGUAUUGACAUAUCUUUGAGUUUAUUGCAUAAAUCUGAAAAAUCAAAAUGAACAAAACAAAAAUGUAAAUGUUAAACAAAAAUUCAUCGUUGUAACUAAUCAGAAAAUCAAACUGCAGUGACCACAGUUCAACCCAAAGGGGGCAGCACUGGGCCAGACAAACAUUGCAGAACUGAACAAAUUUAUCCAAAAACAUCUUUAAAUCCACAUAGAAACUUUACAUAAAAUCCUUAAGGAAAUAUUUAGAGAGUUUAUCAGUAAAAAAAAAACUUGUUUUGGGGGUUAAAUACACUUUAAAUGUGACAGAUUAUACAGUUGCAUGGAAGCAUUUUUAUUUGAGCCUCACUGACGUAAACCUGAAGGAAGGAGAAUGAAUGCAUGAUAAACGUUUAUUAAGGUUUACAGCACAAAUUAUCUUUAAAUUUACAUCUUCAUUGAAAGGAAAUGUGAUGAGUUUUGUUUUUUGUGUUUUCUAACAUAUAUUUGGACUUCGACAUUGAAGAACUCCAACUAAGACUCUUAAUCCUGUAAUUUGUGAUUCUUUUAUCCUUUUAUCAUCCAUCAGUACCAGAGAAUAAGAGUCCAGGACUUCAGACUGUGCAGCAGCCUGUAAACACAAUGUUUGUGUGAAAUGAGUAGAACUGCAGUGAGGUCCAGUUCCCGGUUCUGUUGGGACUACAGGAAGCUAAUGCUGAACCUUUUGUCUGCCUGAAGGCUGGACCUUCAUUACAUAUUGGACCAAACAAUGUCUCUCCAUCUUCACUAUGAAUUUUAUUAAUAAAUGGUAAAUCUAUUGAAGUUAUCUAUCUAUCAGUUUGAGGGAACAGCUUCUGACAGCAAUAAUUAAAAUGUACAGAAAUCUUAUUUAAUCCUACACUUAAUAUUUAUCUGUAUAGUGUUAUAACUGUGAAUAAAUAACAUUUUCCUCUCUGAAAA
Molecule: messenger RNA, 3750 nt
Organism: Gambusia affinis (western mosquitofish)
Lineage: Eukaryota; Metazoa; Chordata; Actinopteri; Cyprinodontiformes; Poeciliidae
Product: SH2 domain-containing protein 3C-like
Exons: 12
Coding region: 46-2481 (811 amino acids)
Biological process (GO): small GTPase-mediated signal transduction; positive regulation of peptidyl-serine phosphorylation
Molecular function (GO): phosphotyrosine residue binding; guanyl-nucleotide exchange factor activity
Source: RefSeq, a predicted model, not a curated record